Messenger RNA from Astyanax mexicanus (Mexican tetra), 3742 nucleotides. Its product is annotated as zinc finger protein 501. The transcript is spliced from 3 exons. The record is from RefSeq and is a predicted model, not a curated record. NCBI's taxonomy places the organism in Eukaryota, Metazoa, Chordata, Actinopteri, Characiformes, Acestrorhamphidae. Gene Ontology annotation, biological process: regulation of transcription by RNA polymerase II. Bases 1001 to 2386 code for a protein of 461 amino acids. Gene Ontology annotation, cellular component: nucleus. Gene Ontology annotation, molecular function: RNA polymerase II transcription regulatory region sequence-specific DNA binding; DNA-binding transcription factor activity, RNA polymerase II-specific.
AGAAAUCAAUAUUUGGUUUCAUCAGUUUUCAUUCAUCUUGGUCAUGUUCUUCUCCACAAGUCUUACACUGUUUUUGGAGAACUUUAUGCCACUCCUGGUGCAAAAAUUCAAGCAGUUCAGGUUGGUUUGAUGGCUUGUGAUCAUCCAUCUUCCUCCUGAUUAUAUUCCAGAGUUUUUUAAUUGGGUAAAAUCAAAGAAACGCAUCAUUUUAAGUGGUCUCUUUUUUCCAGAGCUAUAUGUAUUAUAUGUAUAUGUAUUGUUUGGAUCAACAGAAAGAAAGUUACAGGAGGGUGUAUUUUUAGACAACCCGUUAUAUUUGGCUUCAUUAGUAUUAUGUGAAAGUGGCAUAUAUGCAGCCCUGAUGUAGCUAGAUUUAAGAGGAGGUGUUUUGCCUGAAAGUUUAUUUCUGUUGAUCCAAAAUGUAAAAUGUUUUUAGAAACACAUAUGUAACACCAGUAUGUAUCCAGUAUGUAUUACAUGCGCAAGUUUCAUGUAUGUAGCCCUAACGCAGCCAGAUAUAAAAGGGGGUGGAUAUUCUGGAAAUGAGCUGUAACUGUGACUUUUAGCGCGUAUCUUUAAGUACAGUUGGUGCUAGUUUCUGCACAACUGAUGCUUCUCUGUAUCAAGGAAAGAAGUUCUGCUGAGAGCCACUGACGCUACUGGAACAUGACCGACGUCUCCACUGGCCAAUCGGUGAGCUGCCUGUGUGAGGUAUUGUCCAAUCGUGAAGAGAGGGGGCGGGGUUUGUGUGAAUGGAGGUUUAGGGUAGAGGAGCUCCGCUGGUUCCAGUGUGAAGCCGCUUCAGUCCGGGGAGGCGCUACUUCUCUGGUUUGGGUCUGCAGCUCCACAGCAGAGAAGAACCGGACCGGGACUGAGCUGGAUCUUCUCUCUGUUGUAGGAGGAAGAAGAAGAAGGAGGAGGAGGAGGAUCUGCUGUUUAUAUCACAGACUUUCACCCAUUAUCUCUCGCACUAAAGGAUUUCUCCCAGACCUGACCGCAGAUGAACGAUUACUUUGAUCCUCCACAAACAUAUCAGGGGAUGGCACCAGAUGAACAUGUCAGACUGUUGAAUUCAGAAGAGAUAAAACAUGAGGAUAUAGCAUACCCACAUUAUGAUCCAGAAAUUGGGACAAGUUCUGAACAAGAGAUUGAUCCAAAAACAGCCCAAAUCUUCUACACUGGAGAGAAGCCAUAUCACUGCUCAGUGUGUGGAAAAAGUUUUACUCUGAAAGGCAGUUUAACGAAACAUCUGCUUGUUCACACUGGAGAGAAGCCAUAUGUCUGUUUAGAGUGUGGAAAGACUUUUAGGCAGAGCGGAGCUCUCUCAGUACACCAGCGUAUUCACACCGGAGAGAAACCCUUUCACUGUUCAGUGUGUGGGAGGAGCUUCAGACAUUCGAAAACCCUCAAGAUGCACAAGUGUCCCACUAUGGAAAACGGUCCUUCUGUUGAGGUGGUUCUUGAGCCUGAUUGCAGUAAAAAUGCAGAACACCCCGCUCUGAUCAGCAGUCCACAUUUCUACACUUCUACAUUCGUGAGAAAUCCUGCUUCUCCCAGUGUUGCCUCAGUAUUGCCUGAAGCCAACGAACUGAAUUCAGAAGAUCCCAAACAACACACUCCUGUUGAAGAGAUGCCGUAUCAGUGCUCAGAGUGUGAAAAUACUUUUUCUGACAAAUGUAGUCUACAGUUACACCAGCGCUCUCACACCGGAGAGACGCCUUAUAAAUGUACAGAGUGUGGGAAGAACUUCAGUACGAGAAGUACUCUAAAAAAACACCUGCGCAUUCACACUGGAGAGAAACCGUUUGUCUGCUCGGAGUGUGGAAAGUGUUUUCGUCAAAGUGGAAUGCUCCUAGUCCACAAAAGCAUUCACACUGGAGUGAAACCAUAUCAGUGCUCAGAGUGUGGGAAGUGUUUUAGAGUAAAAGACCAUCUUAAAUCACACCUGACUGUUCACACUGGAGAAAGGCCCUAUGUGUGUUUAUCCUGUGGAAAGAACUUCACUACAAACCGGUGCCUUCAGCUACACCAGCGCACUCACACCGGAGAGAACAUGUAUCACUGCUUAGUGUGUGGAAAGAGCUUUUCUCAGCAGAGUAAUCUUAAUGUGCAUCAGCGCAUUCACACCGGAGAGAAACCGUAUCAGUGCUCAGAGUGUGGAAAGAGGUUUUUUGUACGAAGCCAUUUUCACCAGCACCAGCGCAUUCACACAGGAGAAAAGCCGUUUAGCUGCUCAGAGUGUGGGAAGAGUUUUUCAUUUAGUAGUAAUCUCCAACAACACCUGCUGGUUCACACAGGAGAGAGACCGUAUCAGUGCUCAGAGUGUGGGAAGAGUUUUCGAUACUUAAAGAAUCUGAAGAAUCACAGGUGUGUUAAUAAUUUAUAGUGAACCCACACACACAAACAAACGCUAAAGUUUGACAAAGAACACCUAGACCUGGACAUUUAAAACAAUGAAGUUUGACCAAAUUAAUCCAAAUUAUUUGGCCAUAGUCAAAUAAAAUGGUGUUUGGCUUUAACCAAACACAGCAUUCAACAGGCCAAAUCCGCUAUGAAUUCUUUAUUGUAUUAGAGGGAAGUUAAGGGAAGUGUGUGUCCAAAAACUGCAGCUGAAGCUGAAAUGACCCAAAACAUUCCAGUAACCAAAUCAAAGAAAUGGAAAGUUGUGGAAUGGCCAAGUCAAAAGGAUUUGAAACUUGUGAUUGUUCUGCCUUGGUUAGACUUUUUCUCAUUUGUCAGUUCAUAUUAAAUGGUUUCUUGUUGUAUUGUAUUUACAGUAAAUGCAGUCUGAAGUGGAUACCGCUGUGGAAACUAAUCAUAAAGUAGCUAGCUAGACUAAACCAACAUUCCAACAGCCAGUUUAUCCUAUUUCCAGCAUAGCUAAACAGCUUUUACACACAACACACAAAAAUCUAAGUGUUACAAACUAAGAUCAUAGUAUUGGAGUAUGAAAGGGGUCGGCAAUAGAUGUGGCCCGCAGGCAUUAAACAUCUGGCCAGUGAGGUUGUUUGAACUAUAAUGAACAAUAAUUAUAGUUCUUGGGCUCCUGAUCUUGUUUUUUCCCGGCUGCGUCCCAAUUUACUAGCCAGGGCAGCGGUAGUGUAUUGGGCCACGACCCUGGCGACACGGGUUCGAUCCCACGUAAGGAACAGUGUGUUUAUUUGUUUAAUUAUUUAUUUAUUUAUUUAUUCCUUUUUUUCUUGGGUUUACCUGCUUUGAAUUGGGUUCAACAACCCUCUGGGCUGGAGAUCUACUCGUCUGUAGCACUCCAUUCCAUUACACUUCAUUUUCCGAAACAGAAUUUUUUGUUUAAAAAAUAAAUAUCUUAAUUUUAAUUAAAAAACUUAAUUGCCGACUCCUGGAAUAGCGUAUACUUAUUAGAAAAAUGACUAGGGUAAGAGGCUCUGGUAAAGUGAACACAUCAGGUGCGUGAAAGAUGUUUGGGUGGAUGUUUUUAAAUUUAGCUCUUUCACCCACAGGCGCAGCUCCUCUACUUCAGAAGGUAGUGGAUGUAAGUUAUGUGGUAUCCUGCAGCACUCCAACCUUUACGUUUUGUGUUUGUAACUCUGCUGUUUAAUAAAAUUCUCCUCUUAUUCCACUUAAUUGGACUUCCUCUACCUGAGCAUCUUAUGUUAUGGAAAAAUAUGACUAGGAAAAGUCAUGUAGCAUCUAUUAGUGCAUAGGAUGUUCUAACUUUUUCUUAUCCAUUUGUAUUGUUGAAUAAAUUAUCAAAUUAUUUAUA